CGGAAAAUGGAGAUAUGAGUGACGAUGAAGUAAUGGUAUUCGUAGAUCAUGAUAAUGGCAUGAAUAUUGAGGAUGAUGCAUCUACUGAGUGUAAUCAAUCUACUGAGUACAAUAUUGAUGAUGAUAUAUCAAUGGACGAAGAAUCAAACGACACCAUAGAGCUUAUGGAUGAAGAUGAAUAUAUAUUAUGCCAAUCUAUCAAAGAUUUCAAAAAGGAACUGCGACUAGAUAAGUUGUUACUAUUAGAUUUAAGGCUUUGGAAAGCGGCACGAGCAGGUCUUAGAGAGUUAUAUGUAGGGUCUUUGAUUGUGAGUCGAGAAUAUAAAAAGAUUUUGGGUAUUCGGUUUGCUCGUAAUUAUGUCAAACUUGCAAAGGCAUUUCUUACGCCAGAUCGUGAACCUGAGCAUUCUAUUGUCCUUUUCUCUGUUCAACUCUUUACUGUACCUUCUAUAUCUGCCAUCCUUGUCACACAAUACAACUUCCUUUCCACAAUAUUUGCAAUACUUCACACAUUUUUCACCUCAGAUACAGUUGGAGGCCCUAUAAAUUUACAUGCAAAAAUCGAUUGUGAUUCUGACAGUUUUAAAAAUCGACGUUAUUUUCACAUAUUUCAAGAUCUUCGGUACAUCAUUAGCAAUGAUAUUGUAAAAAAGGCAGUUCCAAACCAACAUUAUUAUCUGGCCCAGUAUCUCAAUUUGAUUGCUUUGUUCCAAGGAAUGAACCCUAAUGUGCGUGCUACUCAGCAACACGUUGAAUAUGAGAAUGAUAGCUGGGUAAAUGCGUUCAAUGCUACUUUACAGAUAGCCAAAAGUUGUCGUCAGUUUUCAGAGUGUUACGCUGUAGAUACUGCAACAUUAUGUACGACCAUUCACAUGGUCUUACGAAAAUUAUAUGAAAUAUGUGUGAGGAGUGAAGAUGAUGUAGACAAAAUGGAUGAAACAAGUGAUGAACAUCAAAAGGAAGCUUUAACUCCUAAUUGGGUAACAUCCGCUCCUAGUUCAUAUGAGCCACUUGCAAGUACUACCAAAUCGUCGGAUGGAAGUGAUGAUAAGGAUGGCAUUAGUUCCCCUAUACGCGAGCCAGAAUUUCACGAUGUAACUUUUCCACAGAAUAAUUAUUUACUUUCUUUCAAGGUUGUAAAGUUUGAAGUUGCUUCGCAGCCUGUAAGCUUUCAUCACCCAUUACACUGGUUUUUGGCUGAAUUGCUAGAACAUGUAGAUUUAUUGGAUGACGAUAUUUUAAAGCAAUAUGGGUUGGAUAGUUUACAGAAUAUGAUAUUAGGAUUUAAUGUUGGAAGCGCGGAAACAAGUUUAGUAAAUCAAAAAGCUAUAGAAAAAAUUUUGGGUGUUCUAGAUUAUCCGUUGAGAGCCCAGAUUCGUGCUGGAUUAUGGGUGCGAAAUGGUUUUGGUAUUCGCGGUCAAUGUCAUCAUUACCGAGAGUUUUCCCUUCGAGAAAAUACUUAUGACGAGGACAUCUUUCUUAUUCAGACUGCAAUGGUUAUUUUGGAUCCAAAUUUGGUUCUCGCUACUAUCUUGGACCGAUUUGACCUUGUAGAUUGGUUUAAUGGUGGAACUACACACAAUAUAUAUGAUACUUCACAAUUAAUAUUCAUUGCGGAAGAACUAUUAGCACUCUUGAUUAUUUGUGUCAGUGAACGUGCUAAUGCGGCUGGAUUGACCGUUGAACAAGAGAUUAGACGAGAAAUAAUUCACGGGUUGUGCUUAGGUUCUAUAGCGUAUUCGGAAUUGACAAAACGUAUACCAGACCGUCUUACAGGGGAUCCACUGUUUGACGACAUAUUAAAACAACUUUCCCAUUAUCGUCCCCCGGAUACAUUAACUGAUCAUGGGCUAUAUGAGCUUAACGAUCAGUAUUUUGAAGAAGUAGAUCCUUAUUUUAUACAUUAUUCGCGAAACAAUCGCGAAGAAGCGGAAGAAGCUUUGAAAAAUAGAAUGAAGAAAAAAAUGGAUAGUUUCGAAAAACAAAGCACGCCAUUAAUCAUACCAAAAUUGAUUCCUAUUACCAGUGGACCCUACGUACGGUUGGGAAAUAUUCUCCAUGCGCGUUUGUUAAACCAAAUAAUAUUUUAUUCUCUUUGGCACGUUAAAACUGAAGAAAAAAUUAAAUCAGACACGCUGAUAGAUGAAGCACUUCAUCUAGCUAUGCUAGCCUUAUCAGACGAAAAUAAUGAUAUUAUUCGGGAAAACAAGCGAAAGGGCAAGCAAAAAGCAAUCGAUGCACCGAUAUCAACAGAUAUUGAUGAGGGCAUGCCUGGGUUCAUGUAUUAUGCCACAAACGACUACUUCCACGAGACAAACAAUAACGCAAUGGAAACUCAUGGCACAAGCUUAUUAGAAUUAUUACUUCAAUUUUCUUGCGAGCAAAGUUUCAAAGAAUUUCAUCACAAAAUAGCUUUUAUAAUCAAUAAGUUUGAACAGCUGGGUAGUGAUAUAGCUAAAAUGGCCAUCUCUAAGCAUUAUGAGAAAAUUCGACUCGAAUCGCAGUCAAAAACGGGGGAGGAAGAUGGGCUUUCGGAAUAUGAACGGAAAAAACAAGCCGCUAAAGAAAGACAAAAAAAGAUUAUGGAACAGUUCGCUAUUGCACAAAAAAGUUUUAUAGAUAAACAUGAGGAAUUAUAUGAUAAUGAUGAAAUGGAUCAGGAUUGGGAAAUUCCAUCUACCGGAGAUAAAUUAGAAGUUGAUAUUAUAAAAAGCUCAGAGACUUUUUGGUCAUAUCCCACAGGAACUU
This is a messenger RNA of Racocetra persica, 2748 nucleotides long. The record is from the annotation of a GenBank genome assembly. NCBI's taxonomy places the organism in Eukaryota, Fungi, Glomeromycota, Glomeromycetes, Diversisporales, Gigasporaceae.